This is a messenger RNA of Bubalus bubalis (water buffalo), 9289 nucleotides long. It is a transcript of the gene CTIF, whose product is annotated as cap binding complex dependent translation initiation factor. The record is from RefSeq and is a predicted model, not a curated record. Gene Ontology annotation, biological process: regulation of translational initiation. Gene Ontology annotation, cellular component: cytosol. Gene Ontology annotation, molecular function: RNA binding; protein binding; translation activator activity. Lineage: Eukaryota; Metazoa; Chordata; Mammalia; Artiodactyla; Bovidae.
UAUUUCCUUUAUAAUUGACUGGUUUGAUCUCCUUGCAGUCCAAGGGACUCUCAAGAAUCUUCUCCAACACCCAUGAACAGUAUGAAAUUAUGGUAUUUAUUCUUUGUCAAAAAACACUUGGUUCGCUGCCAGUCCUAAUGAGAAUAAGCAUUAAAAAAGCAGAAGUCUGCAUUGCUGUUAUUAUCACUUAUCUGAUAAUUUACAGUUGGUGAAUGAUUGUCAGCUUUGAUGCAUGCAGUAUGUACCAGAAUCAUAACUGCAUGUAAUAAAUACAUAUGGAUAUAUGUUUUUGCAACAUAUGCCUGUGUUCAUAUGGGUGUGCUUAUGGGGUCCCUAUUGAAUCUAAGGUUUGUUCCUUGCUGGUUCCAAAACCGUGGAUUUAAAGUAUAGCUCCUGAGAAACCAUCCAGGUUCUACUCCCUGCCCCCUCCAUCUCCAGGGAUGGAAGCCUUUAAAAGAACAAAAAGCUCCUAUAUAACUGUGUGCAUUUCUCAGAGUUCAGGCAGUGAAGGUUCUCAGACACAAUUAGGGUUGGCUAGGUUAUCAACUAUUCAUUUACAAAUAUGUAUUGAGCAUGUUUGUGUUUCUUGAAGUACACAUGAAGAAAAUUUAACAUACAGUUUAGCACUGCUUGCCAAAACAUCUUCUAGCUGUGGAGAUAAAUGUAAGAUUUUGAGUCCAGCAAAUAUUUGUUGAGCACCUUUCCUGGGCUACUGUGUUUGGGGCACACAGAGACAGGAUAGCAGAAACAGCUAAGUUGCAGUGCAAAAAAACAGAUGAUUCAGAGCCUACAGGAGGGAACAAAUUGUAAAUAUUUUAGAGCACUCACCCUGGGACUUAGUAAAUUUCACAUAUGUUGGUUGCAAGGAACUCAUAGUGCCAGUCUCUUUCCUAUAGCAAAUGCAGAAAGAAGCAACAGGGGAAGAAGAGCCUUGUUGCUCUGAAUUUCAAACUAUUUGGAACCUGCCAGGUGGGCCCUGGAGGUCUGUCCUUUUGUAGAAGUUAGGCGGCUCAUGGGAGAUGACCCUGAAGCCAGCCCACAGGUUAGUCUAAUGGGCAGUGAGGAGCAGACACAUUGUCCUCCAGGGUCCUGCCCCAGCUGUGAUGGGCUGUGAUAGCCUGUCUUCAGUGGCUUUUGAUCAAAAUCUCAGCAAGCCCUGCCCGAGUUUAGUAGUUUCUGUCUCAUAGGUCUGUGUAUAUUUUCUAAUAUGAGUCUGCUUUUUUUAGCUGUUCAUUGCCCAACUGACUUCUGGGGUCCCUGACACUGUUCUCCACUUUCUUCUCAGUUUUAGGGUCCAAGGGACAGAGGAGCCUAGUGGGCUGCAGUCUAUGGGGUCGCACAGAGUCGGACACGAGUGAAGCGACUUAGCAGCAGCAGCAGCAGCAGCAGCAGCCUUGUUUUAAGUUCACAUCAUGAACAGGGAAGCAGGAGGUGGUGGUUAGGAUGAGGAGAGAAUUCUGAGCCUAGAGCGAGAACAGGAGGUACAAACAGACGGGCAAAUUGCAGUUUCUGGGAAUUCUCCAGACCUGAUGGCGUUUCUGCAUAGCUUACCCAAUAACGCGGCAGCCCCUUUUGAUGUUCUUUUAGGGGGGUCCUCUACCUCUGGGCCUCACUGCUGACUCACUGGUCACCUGAACUCAGCUGUUCACAUUCAGGCUUUUUGCUCUUUUGCCCUCCUGUCUCAUCCUGCGUGCAGUUUAACUUGGAACAUUGCUGUCACCGUGGCCUUCUCUCAAAAUUACUGCGAUGCUAUCGACCGCUGCCUGUUACAUCUGAAUUAAACCCAGGCCAGAGCCGUGGUUCAGAACAAAGUGAGAACAGACACAUCCUGAGAUCCAGACACCCCGGGAGGGCCUUGCUGAUAAGCUGAAGACCCCGAGGCGCAGAGAGGUGAAAUGACUCACCCAAAGUCACAGGGAGCCCUUGGCAGAGUGGAACAAGAACGCCUACUAAAUUUUGAUGCCUCAUUUAAUCUUUCUCUGUACUGUGACGCUUUCUUUUUAAAAAAAAAUUAAUUUUUUUUUUUUAACUGAUGGAUAAUUGCUUUACAGAAUUGUGUUGGUUUCUGCCAAACACUGUGAUGCUUUCUGGAAAGAGGUGGGGUUCUUACUUCCCGAAGAGUGAAAGCACUUCAUCUUUUUCUUUCUUCUGGAGUCUUGAGAUAGUUUUCCUUUGAUACUGGUCUUCCUUGCUCUGUCUUUCUUCUCUAGCUCCUAGGAGUCCGGUGUAUUUGGGAGAGGGUUUUAUGCUUGGGGCCUUCUGGUGCGCUUAAGUUUGGUCUGUGGCUUUCCCUUCCCAUGGUGGGGUCCUCAGGAACCUCGUAAAGGUGUUUGCCAAGCUAUUAUAUAUAUGCAUUUUUCUAGGAGGAGGAUCCACAGACUUCAUUCGAUUCUUACCUAACUCAAGUAAGGACAGGAACUACUGGGGUGGGCAUAGUGGAGUUGGAUGGGGGAUUGGUUGCCACUGGAGACAGUCAUGUUGCCCUACACUUGACUUGGGUGUGCAGUUUAUGAUGUAUUUCACACCAGUGACCUCAUCUGCUUUUUAUAACAGCCCUGUGAGGCUGUUAUCAUUAUUCCCAUUUUGCAGAUGGGGAAACUGAGCCUGUUAGUUUCAGUGACUAACGGUUAGUGACAUGCCCAAGUCAGAAGUAAGCAGUAGGGCAGGCAUCUGAUCCCAAGUCUUCAGACUUCAAAUCUGGUGUCUUGGGCAGAGGUGGUCCACAUGCCACAUCCUCAUUACAGUUUUGUGAGUGGAGGGUCUCAAACUUUUUGGAGCUUAAAAAUUCUUUUGUAGCUCCUUCUUUAUGAUAUCCACUGCUAGCUGAUGUCCAACCAUGGAGUCAGACCGAAGUCCUAAAUUACCCAGGGGGUGGGAUGAUAAAGUACGGGAGGCAGAUGUCAUAGCAGUGAUAAUGUAGACUGGGGCUAGUUUGGGAUGAUUUUAUGGAAGAGGUGAAUUUGGAAGUAGGCCUGGGGUCAUGGCAGACGCUAUGGCAGAGGUUUUCAGCUGGGGCCAUGACCCAAAAGGGGUGAAAGGGAAAUUGUCUGUGCUUGGGCAGAGUGGAGCUGACCAAGGAGGCUGGGUGGAUCCUGCAGUCAGCGGGGGCUUCUUGUAGUGUCUGGGCUUUUUCUCUGCCCUGGGGCUACAACAGUGAAGAGGCACAACCCUCCUGCCUUCAAAGAGCCCAGUCUCCUGGGAGAGACAGACGCUGAAACAGUUAAACUCAGCAUGGCGCGGUGAGCGCAGUGGUGGAGAAGGUUGCCUGCCAGACAAGGGCCACCUGUUCUAGCCUCAGAAAUCAGAGAGGGCUUCCUUAGGGAGAUGACGCAGGAGCUGAAUCUGAAGGUAUGAAAAAGAAUUAACCUGGAGAGGAGACAAGAGAAGGAUGUUUAGGGGGAAGGCACAUGGGUGCAAAGGCGUGGAGGCCCAAGGCUGCCUGGGUGUAGGAAGGGGCAGCAGCAGGCUGGUCAAGCACAAUGAUGCGUGUGUACAGAGCCCAGCUCUGAGGACAUGAAGAGCCUGGCUGGGGACCUCGCAUUUCGGCAGGGCGGAUGGGACUUACAGUGGGCCAGAAGCAAGCAGGACUGGGAGCCAGGCGGCCCCUGGGCGGUGAGUCAACAGCAGGUUCCGUGCAGGGUCCAGUCCCUGGAGAGGAGGCCUGGAAGCAGGGCUGUGUGGAUGAAGGUAGAGGAAAGGUCACAUGUUAAAGCCACUUGGGGAGUCAAGUCUGCAGUUUUUAGUGCUUUGAGGGAUAAGGGAGGAGUCCCAGUUGAUUCCCAGGUCUCUGGCCUCCUGGACUGAGUGGAUGGUAACCUUUACUGGAGUGUGACCUUCUGCUGGUGGCUGGAGCAGAUGUGCUGGGGUGUUGUGCCCAGGCCCCUGAGAGGGAGGGAUGGAGAACUCUUCAGCAGCGUCCGCCUCCUCUGAGGCCGGGAGCAGCCGCUCCCAGGAGAUCGAGGAGCUGGAGCGCUUCAUCGACAGCUACGUGCUGGAGUACCAGGUGCAGGGGCUGCUGGCCGACAAGACGGAGGGUGAUGGCGAGAGUGAGAAGACGCAGUCCCACGUCUCCCAGGUGUGGAAAAGGGAAGCUGGAAGAUGGGGAUGGAAUCAACCUGAAUGACAUCGAGAAGGUCCUCCCGGCCUGGCAGGGCUACCACCCGAUGCCCCACGAGGUGGAGAUUGCGCACACGAAGAAGCUGUUCCGGAGGAGGAGAAAUGACCGAAGGCGGCAGCAGAGACCCCCAGGAGGGAACAAGCCCCAACAGCACGGUGACCACCCGCCGGGCAGUGCCAAACACAACAGGGACCACCAGAAAUCCUACCAGGGGGGCUCGGCGCCCCACCCCUCAGGGAGGUCCAGCCACCACGGCUACAGCCAGAACCGGCGCUGGCACCACAGCAACAUGGAGCAUCCUUCCAGUGACAAGGGGAAGGCAGGCGCCCACCGCAACGCCAAAGAGACCGUGCCCACAGAGAGCCCCAGACUUGAGGAUGCCCUGGGGGACGCUGGGCACGGCAGCCUCGAGUCACCCCGCAGCCCUGAUGCCCUGGCCCCAGCGGCUUCCGAGAGGCUCACCCUGCUGCAGCCGGGGUGUCCAGAGGCCGAGACAAAGCUUAAAGACAGUAUUAUUCCCGAGCGCGGCGGGGAGCGCCCCAAAAUUACCCUGCUCCAGUCUUCCAAAGACAGGCUGCGGCGAAGGCUGAAAGAAAAGGUACCGGAUGAAGUGGCUGUGGAGACCACCAGCCCUCAGCAGAACAAGAUGGACAAGUUGAUCGAGAUUCUGAACAGCAUGCGGAACAACAGCAGCGACGUGGACGCCAAGCUCACCACCUUCAUGGAGGAGGCCCAGAACUCCACCAACUCGGAGGAGAUGCUGGGGGAGAUCGUUCGCACCAUCUACCAGAAGGCCGUGUCCGACCGCAGCUUCGCCUUCACGGCCGCCAAGCUCUGCGACAAGAUGGCGCUCUUCAUGGUGGAGGGGACCAAGUUCCGCAGCCUGCUGCUCAACAUGCUGCAGAAAGACUUCACGGUGCGGGAGGAGCUGCAGCAGCAGGACGUGGAGCGCUGGCUGGGCUUCAUCACCUUCCUGUGCGAGGUCUUCGGCACCAUGCGCAGCAGCACGGGCGAGCCCUUCCGCGUGCUGGUCUGCCCCAUCUACACCUGCCUCAGGGAGCUCUUGCAAUCUCAGGAUGUGAAGGAAGAUGCCGUCCUGUGCUGCUCAAUGGAGCUGCAGAGCACAGGCCGACUGCUGGAGGAGCAGUUACCCGAGAUGAUGGCCGAGCUCCUGGCCAGUGCCCGCGACAAGAUGCUGUGCCCCUCGGAAUCCAUGCUGACCCGGUCCCUGCUGCUGGAGGUCAUUGAGCUGCACGCCAACAGCUGGAACCCCCUGACGCCCCCCAUCACGCAGUACUACAACAGAACCAUCCAGAAACUGACCGCCUGACAGCUCGGGGGCCUGGCGGGUGGCCCACGGGGCAGCUGGGGCCCUGGUGCUCAGAGCCAGAUGGACAGGCGGGAAGACAGGGGUGGCCCUGGCGGGAGAGAGGCGUGGGGAGGAAGGCAGGCAGAGCCGGCGGCCAGUCUGGAGCCAGACGGGGAAGGAACCGAAGCCCUAGGAGGAGCGGCCCCCCAUCCGACGAGCCCCCCAGCCCGAGCAUGCGGCAGCUCGCACCAGUAAGGGCAGCAUGUGUCUUCUCCACAGUGGCCCGGCCCUCCUCCUCCCCGCCCCCUCCCACGCAAGGCGUCCCCUCCCCCCUGCCCCCCGCCAGGCUGUGCUGUGUGCAGGGGUUCAUCUCCUCAGAGGCCGUGGCAGUCCACAUGCUGGGGUACAGCUUGGGUCAGAAAGGACCUCAGAAGGCUGGAAAAAGUGGGUCGGAGAUGGGCUUGCAUUGUUCGCGCGCACUGCCAGCCACAGUCGCCAACCGGCAGCAGGCGACAUGGAGCAGAUGUCCAGGAGGACAAAGGCAGGCACAGUCCCCACCAGCCGCCCCUAAUUGACGGCCUUUGUCCGCGCGGCCGGCGGGCUGGGGGACGAGGCGAUCUCCUCUAACCUUCACGUUCCGCCCUCCCACCUUCCAGCCUCGUCCCUCAGCGCCCCCGACCCCCGAGCUGCAGGCCCAGAGGAGGCCAGGGGCCUCGAGGGGAGACAGUUUGCCGUUCUACUUGCACUCUUUUGUUUUAUUGUGUUUUACUGUUUUCAAAAGUCAGCUGCUUUGAAGUCUCCUCUCUCAGUGCCGAGGGCCCCGCAAUGUGAUCACACAGUCAGCCCCGCGAGAACCCCCUGAUUAGUGGGAGAUCAAACCCGGCCCCCCUCUGGAAGGAUCCUAGCCACAGACAGCUUGCCAGUAGCCAAUUAGGGUAAUUGGAAACUUCUGCCCCUGCAGGGGUCCCCGCUGGAACCCCGUGCUCCUCGGCCCCUGGCUUCCCUGUUCUCCGUUUCUAGCUUCCUUCCUCAAAGGGCCGAUACUGUCGCCGCUGGGAGAGCAUUAAACCCGUCCUGGCCUGGGGCCUGGUAGUGAACCGGGCUCAGAAAGAGGCUGGCGAAUUAAAACCGAAAAGCCCAGUGAUGCUUCCCCGUGCCACACACACAAGUCUUGUCUCAAGCUCUCCCUGGGGGGCAGAUUCAGGGAGAGGGGGACACCUGAUUCCCUAGGACUAACUCAACGAGCUGAGUCCUCAGCCGUGGUCUGUGCCCCCUGUGGGGGGAAUCUCUGGGUAUUACUGCCCCAGGGCUGUUGGGAGGGGUGUGUUUGCUGAGUCAUGAGCAGGACUAUCAGGGAUCCCAGCAAGCCACCCGCUUUCCAGGCUGGCAUCAAGGCUGGGGACACUUGGAGGGUCCGAGUCCUGGGGGCAGCCCCUUCUCUGACAGCUGGGGAGGAGGAUGAGGGGCGGGCCCUGGGAGGCUAGCUUCGGGUCAUCUCUGGUGUCUGCGCAGCCCCACUCCUGGUCUGGAGCCCUCAUUUCCGUGAGGCCCCAGAAGGCGGCCUCAGAGCCCAGCAGUGUCCUCACUUGCUCUUCGGUUGAGGCCUGGGUCACCUUGAACCCCCGCCCCUGGCUGACUGGUCUGAUCAGGCUGGAGGAAAUGUCCCCUUGUUGAGUCUAGGAGAGCAGGCAGGUGGGGGUAGGGGGUGGCUUCCUCUGUACUCCCUGGCUUAUCCAUCCCACCAGCCGCCACCUCCCCGCCAGUCCCCAGGAAGAGCCUGUUGGGGAACAAGAGGAGGGGCACAGUUUACCUGGAAGGGGUCAGUGGCCUCUGCCAAGGAGUCCACACUGCCCCACCCCUGCCUUCUCCGCCCCCUUCCCCUUCCUCCUAAGCUCCUCCAUCUUCUCCUCACCGCCUUUCCUGCACCUUUUGGCUUAGCCUGGGCCCAGAGACACCAGAGGCCCCACAGAAGGCCUUGAGGGAAGAGCUGGGCUGACGUCCGGAUGCUCAGAGAGGCCCCUGGGAAAUCGUGGCCCCACGGGGUCAAGCAGCCCCCAGCCCGGCAGGCAGCCGCUCCCUGGCCGCCCUCCGAGACCCGCACCUGGGCUGAAGGAAGGCCCUGCUUCCCUCAAGUGAGGUGUGUGUGAGUGUGCGUGUGAAUGUGUGUGUGUGUGUCUACAUGAGUACAUCUACUGAGAAGGAAGCAGGGCCCUGGAAGAACGCUGAAGCCUAAAAGUGAGGCUGAAAGUAGAGGAAGCAGAAGAGGGGGUCUCCCAUCCCAGCCUUGGGCUCAGAGAGCAGGCUUCCUGAAGGGUCCCCGGACACCAUGCGCUCGGGGGCGAUGUUCCCUGGACGCCGGGGCAAGUUAACAUCUCGGCACCGCCUUCCUAAGGGCCCCUUCCUCCCGACAGCCUGCCUUGGUGGUCUUGCCUCAGGGCCAGCCCCACCUUGACUGUUAGGACCAGAGUGGGAAGGAGUGAGAUAUAAAUAUGUAUACAUAUAUAAAUAUAUUUUUAAUUACGUGUCGUGUCACCGUGGCCUCCAGACAUAUAUGGUUCGCUUAGUUGAUUCCACUGCUUGAGAGCGCUUCCUGGCUGAUCCACAUAACCGUCGGAGCUGUUUUUCUAAAUGCAGGUUGCUGCCACUUUUUCAGAUGUGGAAGGAAAACGUUCCCCCCUCUCCCCCCCAAAAAUUUUUUUUUUUAAGGAAAUAACAGUUAAGCCUAAACUCUGAGGCAGCUUCUCGCGGGAGACUACUUAGGAACUCGGGGGCAGACAGGAGUGCCCUCAGACCUCCGCCCCCUCCCCAGGCCACAUCCCCCCGCUGACAGGGAGGCCGUGUCCAAGUUGACCUCUGAAUGUAUUUGAUGGGAGGCAAAACUGGGUAUUGCUUGGUCCUCUAAGGACUCAGUCCUCCUAAGGCUUGUGCGGUUUUCCCUCCUCGCCUGUGGCUCCCUCAGCUCUGAGCAGGCAAGGUCCCGCCAUCCUGAUGCGCGUCCCGUCUCUCCUGCCAGUCAAGAUGAGGCAGUCAUGGUUUUCCUCUCAGGCAGCCUGCCUGCUCGCCACAGUCCUGCUCCCACGGGCCUCAUGGCUCUGCCUGAGCUCUGGGACUGCUGCCCCGAGAAGGCACCCCCCUCACCACCCCCAGCCUCCCCUGGACAAGGCAGGAGACCCCAGCACCCUCCCCAGUGGGUGUGCAACCCCAAACCCACUCUUCGUCUGCUCGUCCUUCCUUAACCUGUCUGUACACCUUUAAGGUUUGGGGAUCGUCCUGUCCAUCCGUGUAAAUGUAAACGUGGGCCGAGUCGGUAUUUAUUCUAAUUUUUAUUUUUUAUUUUAUUUUCUCUGAUGGAUGGGGAGGGAGGGGGUGUGGGAAACGUCCCGCUCUGAUCACGCCCUGGGCAGCUGCAGGGGCGGGGGCCCAGACAGCCAGGCCGCCGCAGGAGUAGCCCCGAGGGGCCGCACAGACGCCAAGCCCCAGGCUCUUAUCUGGCAUCAGAAGGCGGCCAGUGUUCCUCGUCCCGACAGACUGUCCGGCCUGCCCGCGAAGUCCUGUCCCUCAGCUGCCGGCGCUCUGUUGGGAAACCGCAGGCUGGGCCUUUGAGGACACAGAUCAGAGAAAUGGCAACUCUUCUCCUCUGCUCGGGACACUGGCACACAAGGGCUGCCUGCCUCGCCCGAGCCAGCUGGGAGCCUGGCGACGGGUCCUACCUCCCCAGAGCAGGGGGCCGGGGGCUUCCCGCCAAAGCUGCGGCAGAACCCUGCUCGUGCGACGACCACCUUCCCUCCCUUGGUAUGUCCUGCUUUCCAGCUCAACCCAAACUACAAGUGGGUUUAAAAAUAAACCACACCAAAAAACAGAAA